Messenger RNA from Tigriopus californicus, 1470 nucleotides. RefSeq names its product replication initiator 1-like. Bases 1 to 1470 code for a protein of 489 amino acids. Gene Ontology annotation, biological process: regulation of transcription by RNA polymerase II. The transcript is spliced from 6 exons. The record is from RefSeq and is a predicted model, not a curated record. Lineage: Eukaryota; Metazoa; Arthropoda; Copepoda; Harpacticoida; Harpacticidae. Gene Ontology annotation, cellular component: nucleus. Gene Ontology annotation, molecular function: DNA-binding transcription factor activity, RNA polymerase II-specific; RNA polymerase II transcription regulatory region sequence-specific DNA binding.
AUGGCCGCCAUGGACGACGGUUGCACCCAUUGCCAGCCAGCUGGCACGCCAUCCGACGCCCCCUCCACCAGCCCCCACACCCCGCUGGACUCACUGCCGGAUGACCCGGGCCCACGCGCCCGCCACCACCUCACCAUUGGGGGCCAUCGCCGGCCCGACGCGCCCUUGUGUCGCAUCUGCCAAACCCUCGACGGCCUCCUGAGCACGCUGACCCGGGCUUGGCACAUCCGUUCAGCGUGCCCCACCCCGCCGGCUGGCCCCUCGGGACCGGGCUGCCGUCUGUGUUUCGCACCCGGAGCGUUGCCAGCCCCGUCUCAGACCACUGCCGCCGCCGGUCUGUGCGCCCCGUGCCAAUUGCGGCUGACUACGGCUCAAGCCGUGGCGGCGGAUUGGCGGCCGCCCCUCACCCAGACCCGACUGAGUCAAUGUCGGGUCUGGGUGUUCAACGCCCAUCCCGGAGACGGAGCCCAAACGCGGCCCAAUCCAUUCACCGAAUCCUCGCCCUCGUCCGCGCCGCCCUUCACGGGUUCAUUGCCCCCGGCGUGGCGGCUGUGGCUGUUGGCCGGUCAGUAUGAAGCCCUGCUGAAUCCGGCCGAACGACGGGCUUGGGGAUCGGCCCGGCCGCCCGUGGGCUUCAAAUUGCGCCGACGCCGGGCCGGGAGAUGGGAUAUUAUGACGUGUGGUGCUUGGGCUCGGGAUCAACGUCAGCCGAUGCCUGAUCCGGAUCCUCUGACCGUCACGUGCUUGGUGUGCGCUAAAACCUGGCCCAGUUUACAAAGUGGGAUUGAUCACGCCCUGGACCAUGAUGGCGAAGCCAGACAACAUCCCAAACCACGCCCGCCGUCCGCCUCCACUUCUGGCGUCAAAGCCGUGGUUGAGAUUGAAAGUGAUGGGCAGUCGUGCGGAAUUUGCGGCCAAGUGUUUUUCAAAUCGUCCCAACUCCAGAACCAUCUGCGAGCCCAUCGGGGUGAAAAGCCCUUUCAAUGUGAUUUGUGUCACAAGGGCUUCACCCGGAAAGCUUACUAUUUAGAGCAUCGAGCGCGUCAUGAUGGCGUGAAAGACAAGGAAUGUCACAUCUGUCAGAAAAAGUUCUAUGCCACGUCAUUCUACCGCCAUAUGGCCACGGUUCAUCCGGAAUCGGAGAAGCUCCAACACGCGUGUUCAACGUGUGGCAAACACUUUCCCUUGAAAUAUAAAUUGCAAAUCCACGAGAAAACCCAUAUCGCUUAUGAGCAGCGGGCGUUUGCUUGCGAAAACUGCCCUGAAAAGCGAUUUUCAACCCAAAGCCAUCUCAAUAGCCACAUAAAUCAAGUCCAUGGGCUCAAGGGCCUUUCCCGUCCUUUUCCUUGCCCAGACUGUGGCCAGAGUUUCAACGCCCCGUCCGGCUUACAAGCCCAUAGAUGGUUCAUCCCCCAAGUGCUCCGAACCCCGAGACUUUUGGAUCCCAUGUUCCGGGUGGAAGUCAUAUAG